AUAAAAAAGGAAUACAGAGACUUUCACUGUGAAUGUUACCAGCCUAUGAAUGCCUAUAAAUGAUGGUCUCAGAGUGGAUUGCUUGUCUAGACAAAAGACCAUGUGACAGAACUGGAGAAGAACUCGAUCUGAUUUACUCACAUUUAAAGAAUCUGAAAGCUUUUGAGAAGUUCCACCCCAGCCUUCUCCAGCAGAUCUGUGUGUAUGGGUACUAUGAAGACCUGGACAAAGGCGUUACAUUGUUCCGCCAAGGGGAUAUUGGGACAAACUGGUACAUUGUGAUCUCUGGAAGCCUGGAGGUUCUAGUGUCAGAGACAGGGGACCACAAG
Saccostrea cuccullata (small rock oyster) is the source of this 329-nucleotide messenger RNA. RefSeq names its product rap guanine nucleotide exchange factor 4-like. The record is from RefSeq and is a predicted model, not a curated record. NCBI's taxonomy places the organism in Eukaryota, Metazoa, Mollusca, Bivalvia, Ostreida, Ostreidae. The transcript is spliced from 3 exons. The annotation marks the transcript as partial.